This is a messenger RNA of Sporothrix schenckii 1099-18, 2697 nucleotides long. RefSeq names its product chloride channel, other eukaryote. Gene Ontology annotation, cellular component: fungal-type vacuole; membrane; Golgi apparatus. Bases 1 to 2697 code for a protein of 898 amino acids. The transcript has 2 exons. Gene Ontology annotation, molecular function: voltage-gated chloride channel activity. The record is from RefSeq and is a predicted model, not a curated record. Gene Ontology annotation, biological process: transmembrane transport; chloride transport; intracellular copper ion homeostasis. Lineage: Eukaryota; Fungi; Ascomycota; Sordariomycetes; Ophiostomatales; Ophiostomataceae.
AUGGCGUCCCGGUCGUCGUCGUUCCUGUCGUCGACGGCGGUGGGCGUCCGGCGGCCGUCGGUCGGCUCACGCCUGUCGUUUGCCGUCUCGACAGCCGAGCGGGGCGAGAACGGCGAGAACGACGAGGGCGCUCCGGCGGCGGCAGCCGAGCACCAGCGGAUCGAGGAGGAGAUUGCCGAGAUCAAGCGCUACGAAGACUUUACAACAAUAGACUGGGUGCAGGACGCGGCCCGCGAGCAUCUGCGGCGCAAGGCCCGGCGACGGCACAAUGCCGACCUCUACGACCACGGCCAGGUCGGCUGGCGGCACAGGCUGUACGAGUCGUACGACGCGGCGCAGGGCUGGAUCGUAGUGACGCUGAUCGGCGUGGCCAUUGGCCUCAACGCGGCGUUCCUCAACAUCAUCACCGAGUGGCUGUCCGACAUCAAGCUGGGCUACUGCACGACGGCCUUUUACCUCAACGAGAACUUUUGUUGCUGGGGCGAAGACAACGGCUGCGCCGACUGGCACCGCUGGACGGGCUUUGGGCCGGCCAACUACCUUUUGUACCUGGCCUUUGCGACGGCCUUGGCCUUCACGUCGGCGAUCCUCGUCCGCUCCUAUGCGCCGUACGCGGCCGGAUCCGGCAUUUCCGAGAUCAAGUGCAUCAUUGCCGGCUUCACCAUGAAGGGCUUCUUGGGGUUCUGGACGCUGGCCAUCAAGUCCGUCGCGCUGCCGCUCGCCAUCGCGUCAGGCCUGUCGGUCGGCAAGGAAGGCCCCAGCGUGCACUACGCCGUGUGCACGGGCAACGUCAUCUCGCGCCUGUUUGCCAAGUACCGCCGCAACGCGUCCAAGACGCGCGAGAUCCUGUGUGCCUGCGCCGCGGCCGGCGUCGCCGUGGCCUUUGGCAGCCCCAUUGGCGGCGUGCUCUUUUCGCUCGAGGAGAUGUCGAGCUACUUCCCCCUCAAGACGCUGUGGCGCAGCUACUUUUGCGCGCUGGUGGCCACGGCCGUGCUGUCGGCGAUGAACCCCUUCCGCACGGGCCAGCUGGUCAUGUUCCAGGUGCACUACGACCGGUCGUGGCACUUUUUCGAGACGGUCUUUUACGUCAUCAUCGGCAUCUUUGGCGGCUUGUACGGCGCCUUUGUCAUCAAAUGGAACCUGCGCGUGCAGGCGUUCCGCAAAAAGUACCUGGGCCAGCACGCCGUGCUCGAGGCCACGCUGCUGGCCGCCGCCACGGCCCUGGUGUGCUACCCCAACGUGUUCCUGCGCAUCGACAUGACGGAGAGCAUGGAAAUUCUGUUUCUCGAGUGCGAGGGCGCCGAAGACUACCAGGGCUUGUGCGAGGCGUCCAAACGGACGUGGAACAUUGCGUCGCUCGUUGUGGCCACGCUGCUUCGCACGUUCCUGGUCAUCAUCUCGUACGGCUGCAAGGUGCCCGCCGGCAUCUUCGUGCCGUCCAUGGCCAUUGGCGCGUCCUUUGGCCGCACCGUCGGCAUCAUUGUGCAGGCGUUGCACGACGCGUACCCGUCGAGCGUGUUUUUUGCGGCCUGCGAGCCCGACGUGCCGUGCAUCACGCCCGGCACCUAUGCCUUUCUGGGCGCCGCCGCUGCGCUCUCCGGCAUCAUGCAUUUGACGGUCUGUGUCGUCGUCAUCAUGUUUGAGCUGACCGGCGCCCUGACCUACAUUCUGCCGACCAUGAUCGUGGUGGGCGUCACCAAGGCGGUCGGCGACCUCUUUGGAGGGGGCGGCAUUGCCGACCGCAUGAUCUGGUUCAAUGGGUUUCCCUUUUUGGACAACAAGGAGGAGCACAACUUUGGCGUGCCGGUGUCGCAGGCCAUGAACAGCGACGUCACGGCCUUGCCCGCGGCCGGCAUGACGCUGGCCGCCGUCGACCGCCUUCUGGCCCAGGGCCAGUACCAGGGCUACCCGGUUGUCGAUGACGCCGAGUCGCGUGUGCUCGUCGGCUACGUGGGCCGCACAGAGCUGCGCUAUGCCGUCGACCGGUUCCGGCGCAAUGCAGGGCCAGUGAAUCCAGACACGCGCUGCGUGUUCCUGCCGCCGUCUGAGCUGGCUGCUGCCGCGGCCUCCACCCACGGCGGACCUGGCACCGCUACCGCUGCUGCCGCCGCCGCCGCCGUGGGCGACGAUGCCUUGUUAACGGCGCCCAUGACGCCGGCACUGACCGUUGUCCCGAAUAUAGAUAUGGCGGCCGUCCGAACCGACGACACCGGCAGACCGGACGGAUCGCCAGCACACCCGCCACCGUCGUCGACGGCGGUCGAUUUCAGCCGCUACGUGGACCGCACGCCGGUGAUGGCCCACCCGCACCUGCCCCUCGAGACCGUCAUGGAGCUCUUCCGCAAGAUUGGUCCUCGCGUCAUCCUCAUCGAACACCACGGCAAGCUGGUGGGCCUCGUCACCGUCAAGGACUGUCUCAAGUACCAGUUCAAGGCCGAGGCCGCCGAGAACACACGCACGGCCGGCAUCAACGGCACCGACAACGGCAACGGCAACGGCGCCGAGAACCAGCAGGAGCAGCUGUGGCAGGGAAUGGUGUGGUUGGCAGGAUGGGUGGCCGAGCGCGUGAGCCGCGUCACUGGCGGGCGCAUCCGACUGGGCAGCGGCAAUGGAUACGGCUACAGCGGCGGCGACCACGGCAUCCUCGACGGCACAGAAGAGGUCGACGAUGAGGGCGUCGAAAUGGACGCGCGGUAG